AUGGCCGUCCGAAGCUUUGUGGCAAGCCGUCCCGGCCGCCCUGCGCGGCGCUCGCGCACAACUUCGUCGAAAGGAUACUUGCGUGAGCGCAAAUCACGUAUUGACCGCAUUGUGGAUUUGGUGCAUGCCGUUACCUUUGCUGUCUGGCAGGCCUUGGUCGUUACGCCCACGGCCUAUGUCUGCGCUGUGUUCUAUGCCCUGUUUCUCUCACGCACAUCUCACCGCGUAAUUCUGCGCCUCUUUCUCCUCCUGCUCAUACAGGGUGCCUGCAUUUUUCUGGCGAUCUUCGCGUUCUUUAGCUUUUAUCAUGCGUGGGUACCCGAAGUCGCUCUCGCCAAGGAUGUAUGGUUCAAUAAUACACAGGUACAAAAUGCUUUCAGCGGCAUAUUUGAAGCUAGCGCAUCUGUGCCUCUUCAUCCCGGGCACGCAGACUUACCAGUGUGGCGCCAGGAGCCGGACGUCGACUUGUUCCUGGUUGAUCAGCCGUACGACGUGUCGCUCGAGCUGCGUGUCGCCGUUGGCGAAGAGAGUAAUUGGCUGGGCAACUUUAUGAUCGAUAUCGAGCUCCUGAGCCACAACGGCACAAGCUUAUACGAAUCAUCACGCCCAGCCCUCGUGGUGAAAGAGCCAUGGAUGCUACGCUGGGGCUCGCGUCUGUACCGUGCCAUCUCUCAGCCCGUAUUCAGCGAGCCGAUCGCCCCACUUCAGGUGGUGCGUGUCCCCCUCCUGCGCGAGAUCGUACCAUACGCAAGUGCUACCGGGCGCUGGAGUGAUCCCAAGUUUGUGCGGACCCGGGGCUACAAGGCCACGCGUGCCCAAGUCCAGCUCCGUUGUCCAAGCAACGGCUUGCUUUUGGAGCAUGCCACGCUCCGCUUCAAUGCGUACCUGACGGGUCUCCCGUACGUAUAUGGCACUGACCCCAGCUACCUCAUGUUCCACUAUCCUCUCUUUUCGUUUUUCGUAUUUUUGCUGCUCUUUAGCGGCAUUGAGUUCCUCGUGGCGGGCAGCCUUUGGCUGCUCGCUCUGGUGUACUACUCGUGGCAAUCUCCAUAG
This is a messenger RNA of Malassezia sympodialis ATCC 42132, 1053 nucleotides long. RefSeq lists its product as uncharacterized. The record is from RefSeq and is a predicted model, not a curated record. Gene Ontology annotation, cellular component: endoplasmic reticulum membrane. Bases 1 to 1053 code for a protein of 350 amino acids. Gene Ontology annotation, biological process: lipid droplet organization; lipid storage. The transcript has a single exon. Lineage: Eukaryota; Fungi; Basidiomycota; Malasseziomycetes; Malasseziales; Malasseziaceae.